Messenger RNA from Entrophospora candida, 519 nucleotides. Lineage: Eukaryota; Fungi; Glomeromycota; Glomeromycetes; Entrophosporales; Entrophosporaceae. The record is from the annotation of a GenBank genome assembly.
AUGAAUCCAAGUUAUCCUGACAACUUUGGUAGCCCUUAUUAUUAUCAUAUUAUUCCUUCUCACUCAAACGACAUAACAGGUUUAUGCUCGGUACCUAAUAACUCAACUAAUCAAGGCUCCAGAGACAAUAUCAUCAAUUAUGAUAAUAAUAACAUAAUUCAUGCAAACUCUGGAUUCGGUUAUCAAAGCAUUGGUGACAACUAUGUUUAUGGUCCUAAUCAACAUAUUAAUAUGACUCAUAGCGACAUCAAUAAUUACCAUAAUCCUUCUAACCCAAACUUUAAUAACGAUAUGGUUCAAAAUUCAUCCAACAUCAUGGGAAUUAAUUGUCAGUAUUCUCAAAAUCCUAAUGUUCUUAACCAAAGUUACUUCGAUCCUAGAAACCCUUACAACAACAAUAAUCCUAUCGUCACCAAUAAUAAUUUUGUUGAUCGAAAUUUCAUCAAGUCAGAGAUCCAACAUAUGCUACAGAUUCUGAAUACGCUAUAUCAACUGUUAGAUAACAAUGGCAUUCGUUAA